Molecule: messenger RNA, 600 nt
Organism: Musa acuminata subsp. malaccensis (wild Malaysian banana)
Lineage: Eukaryota; Viridiplantae; Streptophyta; Magnoliopsida; Zingiberales; Musaceae
Product: early nodulin-like protein 4
Cellular component (GO): plasma membrane
Molecular function (GO): electron transfer activity
Source: RefSeq, a predicted model, not a curated record
AUGGGGUCGGCUGUUGUUUUGGUGGGAGUUCUGAUGGCCCUAAUGUCUUCAUGCUGCGCUUAUGACUUCUACGUUGGUGGAAGACAUGGUUGGGUGAAACACCCUUGCGAGAGCUACAACAGCUGGGCUGGGAGGAACCGGUUUCGAGUCCAUGACAGGCUCAUAUUCAAGUACAAGCAAGGGAAUGACUCGGUUCUCGUGGUGACCGAAGCUGACUAUAACUCAUGCAACGUGGCCGAUCCCAUUGGGUGCUACACCGAUGGCAACUCAGUCUUCCAGUUCAACCGCUCAGGCCCCUUCUACUUCAUCAGUGGCGCCGCCGGCCAUUGUGCGCACGGCCAGAAGCUCAUCGUGGUCGUGCUGGCGACCAGAAACCCCAUACCCAGUCCGCCGCCAGCACCGGCUGAGCCUCCAUACUGGCCACCACCGACGCCGUCUCUAUCCCCAUACCCAUCACCCGCUUCUGCCCCAUCGACGCCCGGAAAUUCACCAUCGACGCCGUUGCCGCCACGGCCGUCGUCAUCUGCGUCCGAUUUGGCUGUUUCUAAAGUUUCUCUUGGACUAACACUGCUUAUGGCGUUGGGCCGCCUCCUUGGCUGA